AUGGGUGGCCCCAGCAGUCAAGGGGGUCAGCCUCUGGCUGGAGGCGGACCCACCUCAUUAUUUAUUUUAUCAGAGGAUAACAUCAUUAGGAAAUACACCAGAUUCAUUAUCGAAUGGCCGCCCUUCGAGUACGCUGUGCUGCUGACAAUCAUUGCCAAUUGCGUGGUAUUGGCUCUGGAGGAGCACUUACCUCACGGGGACAAGACGAUACUUGCUCAGAAGCUGGAAAAAACUGAAGCAUAUUUUUUGGGCAUAUUUUGCGUUGAAGCAUCACUGAAGAUCCUCGCCUUAGGGUUUGUAAUGCACAAACACUCCUACCUCAGGAACAUAUGGAACAUAAUGGAUUUUUUCGUCGUAGUAACGGGAUUCAUCACAUUAUUCCCCCAAAAGGGACCGGAAGUAGAUCUGAGAACACUGAGGGCGAUCCGAGUGUUGAGGCCCUUAAAAUUAGUUUCUGGAAUUCCUAGUUUACAAGUAGUCUUAAAGUCAAUCAUCAAAGCCAUGGCUCCAUUGCUACAGAUUGGAUUGUUGGUCUUGUUUGCAAUUGUUAUCUUUGCAAUCAUAGGCUUAGAAUUUUACUCGGGUGCUCUGCAUAGAAGUUGUUAUAGCUUAGAAGACAUCACUCAAAUCGUGAAAGAGGGCGAAUUUCCGACGCCUUGCAAUGCGGACAACGACACGAUAGCGCCAACCGGUGCGUACGUCUGCAACAGCAACGAUAGCACGUGCGUAGAGCAGUGGGAGGGUCCCAACUUUGGCAUUACCAGCUUCGAUAAUAUCGGUUUCGCUAUGCUGACCGUGUUCCAAUGCAUCACCAUGGAGGGUUGGACGGCAAUCUUAUACUGGACCAACGACGCCCUGGGUUCGACGUUUAAUUGGAUCUACUUCGUGCCGCUCAUCGUGCUGGGGUCCUUUUUCAUGCUUAAUCUAGUGCUCGGUGUGCUCAGCGGAGAGUUUGCGAAGGAGAGAGAAAAGGUAGAAAAUCGUCAAGAAUUUCUGAAGCUACGUAGGCAGCAGCAGCUAGAGAAAGAACUCAACGGCUACGUCGAGUGGAUCUGUAAAGCGGAGGAAGUAAUACUAGCCGAAGAGCGCACCACCGAAGAGGAGCGGCUGCACAUCAUGGAAGCCCGAAGACGUGCGGCUGCCAAGAGGAAAAAACUUAAAAAUCUCGGCAAAUCCAAAUCGACCGACACGGAGGAGGACGACCCGGACGACGAUUGUGGUGAUGAUGGUUACCUUAAAGCCAAAGUGAAAACGCAGGGCAAGUGUAAGGGCUUCUGGCGGGCUGAAAAACGGUUUCGAUUUUGGAUCCGACAUACCGUAAAAACGCAAUGGUUCUACUGGUUCGUCAUAGUGCUCGUGUUUUUCAACACGGUUUGUGUCGCCGUCGAACACUAUGGCCAGCCCAACUGGCUAACGCAAUUUUUGUACUACGCCGAGUACGUGUUUCUUGGCCUGUUCAUGAUGGAGAUGUGGAUUAAGAUGUAUGCCCUAGGGCCGCGAAUAUACUUCGAGUCGUCGUUCAAUCGAUUCGAUUGUGUCGUCAUUAGUGGCUCCAUUUUUGAAGUGGUCUGGUCCGAGGUUAAAGGUGGUUCGUUUGGUUUGUCCGUACUGAGAGCAUUGAGGUUGCUUCGAAUAUUUAAGGUCACCAAGUAUUGGUCCUCGCUCCGCAAUCUCGUGAUAUCGCUUCUCAACUCCAUGCGAUCCAUCAUAUCCCUGUUGUUCCUGCUAUUCUUGUUCAUACUGAUCUUUGCGCUACUCGGAAUGCAGCUCUUCGGUGGACAGUUCAACCUACCAGACGGCACACCUCCAACCAACUUUAACACAUUUCCCAUCGCGCUACUGACGGUGUUCCAGAUCCUAACCGGUGAGGACUGGAACGAAGUGAUGUACCAGGGCAUUGAAUCGCAGGGUGGCCACAAAAAGGGCAUGAUCUACUCGCUGUACUUCAUCAUUCUGGUGCUAUUCGGUAACUACACCCUGCUAAACGUGUUCUUGGCUAUCGCCGUCGACAAUUUGGCCAACGCACAAGAGCUUACCGCGGCCGAGGAGGAGCAGCUAGAGGAAAACAAAGAGAAGCAGCAGAUGGAGCUGGACAAGGAGAUGGAAGCGUUGCACAUGCAGAACGAUGGAUCGCCUCCCAGAGUCGAAGUUUCAUCACCAUCGCCUACGCGAGGGAAUGGAAGCGGGGGCAGUGUAAAGGUGAAGAAGAAAGACGAUGACAAGGAGGACGACGAUGACGAGAUACCGGAUGGUCCUAAGCCGAUGCUGCCGUAUUCGUCAAUGUUUGUGCUCUCACCGACCAACCCGAUUCGUUGCGCGGCCCAUUGGGUGGUGAAUCUCCGGUACUUUGAUUUCUUCAUCAUGGUCGUCAUUUCGCUGUCCUCGAUCGCGCUGGCGGCGGAAGAUCCCGUCGAGGAGGACUCGCCGCGCAAUGUUAUACUCAACUUUUUCGAUUAUGCGUUUACCGGCGUGUUCACGAUCGAAAUGUUGCUCAAGAUCGUCGAUCUGGGCGUUAUUCUACACCCCGGAAGCUACCUGCGCGAGUUCUGGAACAUCAUGGACGCCGUCGUCGUCAUCUGCGCUGCCGUCAGUUUUGGCUUCGAUAUGACCGGAAGCAGCGCUGGCCAAAAUCUGUCCACAAUCAAAUCACUACGGGUGCUACGCGUGCUGCGUCCGCUGAAAACAAUCAAACGGGUGCCAAAGCUGAAGGCAGUGUUUGAUUGUGUUGUCAACUCGCUCAAGAACGUCAUCAACAUCCUGAUCGUGUACAUACUGUUUCAGUUUAUCUUUGCUGUCAUCGCGGUGCAGCUGUUCAAUGGCAAGUUCUUCUAUUGCACCGACGACAGCAAGCAUACGAGUGACGAGUGCAAAGGUCACUUUUUCGUCUACGAUGGUGCCGAUCAACUGCCGAGGCGUGAGGCUAGGGAGUGGAAAACGCAAAGCUUUCACUAUGAUAACGUGGCGACCGCUAUGUUAACUCUGUUCGCCGUUCAAACGGGCGAAGGCUGGCCUCAAGUGCUCCAAAAUUCGAUGGCAGCUACCUACGAAGAUAAGGGUCCAAUUCAAAAUUUCCGAAUAGAAAUGUCCAUAUUCUACAUAGUGUAUUUCAUAGUGUUUCCAUUCUUCUUCGUUAACAUAUUCGUGGCCUUGAUUAUCAUUACAUUCCAAGAGCAAGGUGAAGCGGAACUACAGGAUGGUGAGAUAGAUAAAAAUCAGAAAUCGUGCAUAGAUUUCACGAUAGGUGCUAGACCAUUAGAGCGUUACAUGCCAAACAAGCGCAAUAGUUUUAAAUACAAAGUCUGGCGGAUCGUCGUCUCGACACCAUUCGAGUAUUUUAUAAUGAUGCUUAUCGUGUUCAAUACCUUAUUGCUGAUGAUGAAGUAUCACAAUCAAGGAAAAGAGUUUGAGAAAUCGUUAAAAUAUCUCAACAUGGGAUUUACCGGGAUGUUUAGUGUUGAAACAAUACUGAAAAUAAUAGGAUUUGGCGUCAAGAAUUUUUUCAAGGACCCUUGGAAUAUAUUCGAUUUUAUAACAGUUAUUGGAAGUAUUAUCGACGCUUUAGUUUUAGAAUUAGGGGAAAAUUCCUUCAACGUUGGAUUCCUAAGACUGUUUCGUGCUGCACGAUUAAUCAAACUGCUGCGUCAAGGUUAUACAAUACGUAUAUUACUUUGGACAUUUGUUCAAUCAUUCAAAGCACUGCCAUAUGUCUGUUUGCUGAUUGCCAUGCUAUUUUUUAUCUACGCAAUUAUUGGCAUGCAGGUAUUUGGGAAUAUUGAGCUAGAUCCUGAAUCAUCUAUCACUAGACACAACAACUUCCGCUCAUUUGUCCAAGGGCUGAUGUUAUUGUUCAGAUGUGCUACGGGCGAGUCGUGGCCGAACAUUAUGCUGGCAUGUCUCAAAGGGAGACCGUGUGACCCAAGAGCAAAAAAAACGAACGAAACGUGCGGAUCGACACUGGCCUACGCAUACUUCGUGUCGUUCAUCUUCUUCUGCUCAUUUCUUAUGUUGAAUUUGUUCGUCGCCGUUAUCAUGGACAACUUUGACUAUCUCACGCGUGAUUCCAGUAUUCUUGGUGCUCACCAUCUGGACGAAUUCGUUCGGAUAUGGGCAGAAUAUGAUCCUAAUGCUACGGGUAAAAUACAUUACACCGAAAUGUAUGAUAUGUUAAAGAACAUGGAUCCUCCCUUGGGAUUUGGUAACAAAUGUCCCAAUCGACUCGCCUAUAAAAAGCUCAUACGAAUGAACAUGCCACUCGAUGCGGAGGGUAAGGUCGCCUUCACAACAACGCUGUUUGCGCUGAUACGGGAAAAUCUCAACAUUAAAAUGAGGACCGCCGAGGAGAUGGAUCAAGCCGAUAUGGAACUGCGGCAAACAAUCAGCCACAUAUGGCCCCUGCAGGCUAAAAAGAUGCUCGACCUGCUCGUCCCGCUGAACGAAGAGCUGAACACGGGCAAACUGACCGUGGGCAAGAUAUACGCCGGUCUGCUGAUCCUAGAGUCUUGGCGCAACACCAAGUUUGGCCAGGUUGAGUCUGAUCUGCCGGUAAGUGAGCUGCAGGAUGUUUCAAGGCAACCCUCGCUGGAGUCCCUAACUCCGGCUGACGGUCAUCUUCAUCCCGGGCAUGCAUAUCAUAACGGGCAUCGAAGGUCGCCCAGCUUGAGACGGGAAUCUCCACUGGUACGGACGCCAAGUCCGAGGAAGCGUCAUCACCAGCACGAGAUUGGUUUUUCCGACACCGUGUCCAAUGUGGUGGAAAUUCAAAAGGAGGAACACAGACGUGGUAGGCAUCAUUUCGGCUAUGCGCACAGGCACAACCGAGGUUCCUGGUCAGCGUCCACCAGCCCUGCCCGUUCGCCAUCGCCAAAUCGUUUUGGUGUACAUAGUAGUGCCCAGCAUCGCAGUAGUAAAGACCGUUCCAAAAAUCACCUUGUCCAUCAACCGUACGAUACGACGAUCCUCUGCGAGCGAUCGCGCUCGCCCAGUCCGGCCCAGCUGCUGCAAGAGCUGCGGGAUCGCGACCAAGCCCGGCGGAAGUACCGCAACGGAAUGGGUUCAACAGGUUCACACGUGCAGCACAGCUAUCCGGUGCUAGUUACACGCCGCCAAGGACAUGGCCGCCGACUACCACCGACACCGUGCAAACCGUCGACACUGCAGCUGAAGCAGACCAACAUCAACUUCCCGAAGCUGAACGCGAGCCCUACGCAUACCGGCCACUCGUCCCACAACACUCCGCACAGUGUUCACUCGCUGCCCCAGUCGAGGGAGUUUCUCCGCGAGCGGGAUCGGGACCGUGAUCGAGAUCGCGAUCGGGACCUCUACUAUCGUGAGCGCGAUCGGGAACGCGAUCGCGAGCGAUUCCGCAAUAGCCGGGCGGAGCGCAGCCACGACGACUACAGCCUGCGAUUCGAGUUCCGCGACCGGGAGCGGGAGCUGUACGAGCGCGAGCGGGAAAUUGAACGCGAAUUUGAGCGGGAGUACGAAAGAAUGGAACAUUCCGUGCCACUGUCGUACGAGCAGGCGCUUGCCAUGGGCCGCACGGGAGGCCGAGUGCUACCGUCACCGAUCCUGAACGGUUACAAGCCUAAGGGGGCCCUCCACUCGAGGCACUCCGAUUCGGACGACGAAGACUGGUGCUAGCACAGGGUGAGAAGACGGCCAGGAGAUCGAAAGCGACGCGAGCAGAUUUGGGUCUGAUUCUGUGAGCUCCACAGUCCCGCCAAACCUCCACAGCGAUUCGAGACGCUCCCCUAAGUAGCGUUGUAGGCAUUCGAACGCGUAGCUCUGAAGCGGUCUAUGAAACCGAAUCAGCUCUGUUAUGCAGAUGCCACAAACCAUUUUCUGGUCACCAGCGCUGGAACCAAUCGCAAACAAUGUAAGAUAGAUGGAGU
Molecule: messenger RNA, 5891 nt
Organism: Anopheles coustani
Lineage: Eukaryota; Metazoa; Arthropoda; Insecta; Diptera; Culicidae
Product: voltage-dependent calcium channel type A subunit alpha-1-like
Exons: 30
Coding region: 1-5640 (1879 amino acids)
Biological process (GO): chemical synaptic transmission; calcium ion import across plasma membrane
Cellular component (GO): voltage-gated calcium channel complex; membrane
Molecular function (GO): high voltage-gated calcium channel activity; calcium ion binding
Source: RefSeq, a predicted model, not a curated record